AUGGACUCUACCGGCCCUGAGGCUUACAUCCCGGAUGACCCCGAGGCCUGUAUUCCUGACAAAACCCAGAAGCAAGUGGCUCUUGCAUGUGAUCAUCCGACUCAGCACGUUUCGGAAUCGGAAACCCCAGACUCUCCGACAAACAAGGGUGCAAUCCUCGGAUUGAGGCCAGCGACGUUCGUUCUUAGUGUUUUGCUAGUCGUGGUUGUGGUGACAGCAGCUAUUAGCGGUAGUGUGGGUGGCACGUUAGCUGUUAAAAAAGCAAGAGAGUAUGACUUCUCUAUGAUAAGGUUGACGAUUGAUGAGACGUCUAAUAGACUAAUGAUCAACGACCAGGUCUGUCUUGUCCUCCACCACCGGAAAUUCAUCAGAAGUGCCAACACAACACAUAGAGAUACUCGACCCUCACUGUUCCAACAUAGACGGCAAAUCAGAAACGAUUAA
Colletotrichum acutatum is the source of this 444-nucleotide messenger RNA. RefSeq lists its product as uncharacterized. The record is from RefSeq and is a predicted model, not a curated record. The coding region runs from base 1 to 444 and encodes 147 amino acids. The transcript has a single exon. NCBI's taxonomy places the organism in Eukaryota, Fungi, Ascomycota, Sordariomycetes, Glomerellales, Glomerellaceae.